Macroventuria anomochaeta is the source of this 1621-nucleotide messenger RNA. RefSeq names its product RNA 3'-terminal phosphate cyclase. Gene Ontology annotation, biological process: RNA processing. The record is from RefSeq and is a predicted model, not a curated record. Lineage: Eukaryota; Fungi; Ascomycota; Dothideomycetes; Pleosporales; Didymellaceae. Gene Ontology annotation, cellular component: nucleus. Bases 335 to 1543 code for a protein of 402 amino acids. Gene Ontology annotation, molecular function: RNA-3'-phosphate cyclase activity. The transcript has a single exon.
UCAAGCUUUGUGGCUCCCCCACGCGCCACGCUCCACUGAUCGAACUGUGGGUGAUAGAGAUGCAGCAUCAACACGACACAACACCAUAGCUUCAUGAGCUGUGUGUAGUGAUCAAGCGUUUGCCAUGUGCUGCAGAGGUGGAUUUGAAUAUGCGUUCCAAUUGUCGAAUUAGGUGGCCAGCGGGCACAGCCACCUGUACUAUGUAUGACUCCGCGGUGAAUGCUCAGAUCGACUCAUGUGCCAGAAGGCAGGAGCGGCCAUGUAUAUGCUGUAGAUUGUGCUUACCGUUCCUCUCAAUAAUAAUGAGGUACCUGAUCGACGAAUUCUACGAAACAUGCCGUCAAAACAGCCAGCAGCUAUCCACCUUGAAGGUGCCACCCUGGAGGGCGGCGGGCAACUGUUACGCAUCGCCCUUGGACUAUCCAGCCUCACCAAGAAGCCUGUCAGCAUCACCAACAUACGAGGCAAGCGUUCUGCCGGCGGCGGUCUGAAAGCACAACAUCUAACUUCCAUGCUAUGGCUCGGCCAAGCCUGUAACGCGCGCAUCAGCGGCGCAGGACUAAGAAGCAAGGAAAUCACAUUUACACCUAACCCAUUACCUUCGAUACACCAAGACAUCACAGUAGGCCAUGUCAGCAUCAGUCAAAGCACACCAGGCAGCAUUAACCUCGUCCUCCAAGCGGUCCUGCCAUACCUACUGUUCUCUGGCGCACAAGAUCCAAUUCAGCUACGCAUCACUGGAGGCACCAACGUGUCAAACUCGCCGUCGUACGACUAUGUCGAGCAAGUUCUCAUUCCCAUGCUCUCCAUCGUUGGUGUGCCAUCCAUAACAACCUCAUGCCACUCCCGCGGCUGGUCCACUGGAAGCACACGCCUGGGCAGCGUAACAUUCACCGUCACUCCGCUCACAACCACACUCCCGGCUUUCCAGCUCACGGACAGAGGAAUUGUUAAGAGCAUACGAGCAACUGUCGUCGCACCGCGAGAUAGUGAGCAAGGCUUCCGCGACAAUCUGGAUUUGAUGUUCGAGAAACGACUCGCGCGCAUCUUUAGUGGAACAGAGAAUCCGGAGAUCCAUGUCACGUUCGAAGACUCGCAUCAUGAGAAACGGUACUACCUCCUCCUCGUAGCCACGACCUCCACUGGCCUGAAACUCGGACGCGAUUGGCUGUACGAUCGUGGAGUCCGAACUGGGAAGACCACUCAAGUCAUCCCAAAUAUCGUGCGAAAGGUCUCUGAUGACUUGAUUACGGAGAUAGAGCAUGGCGGCUGUGUGGACGAGUGGAUGAUGGAUCAGCUGGUCGUCUUUCAAGCACUUGCCAAGGGGAAGAGUCGAGUGAAUAGGGGGAGAAGAGGAGGAAGAAAGGUGGAAACAAGUCUGCAUGCGCAGACAGCGAUGUGGGUUGCUGAGAGGAUUAUUGAUGUUAAGUUCGAUGGAGAGGGAGGAUGUGAAGGUAUGGGAUUUAGUCCGGGAAGUGAGCAGGGCGAUGUGGAAGAGUCAGCGUUAGUUGAGGGAGUGAGCAAGCUGGAAGUGUCAACUUGAUACUGUGUCGGUGGUAUGCAACGGCAGUGUAAUUGAUGGUUACGGGAGAAAUCCAGCAAGUCUACUCUAACCCACGAC